AUGACUGAAGAGGAACCGAACGUCUUCCUGUUCUAUCCGAACCUUAUCGGAUACGGCCGUAUCAUUCUGGCCAUUCUUGCUUGUUAUGCGAUGGGCGAUUGUCCAGUGACCGCCAUGCUUUGUUAUGCGAUAAGUGCCGGACUGGACGCUGUUGAUGGAAUGGUGGCAAGAAAAUAUCAACAAAGCAGCAGAUUUGGUGCUAUGCUCGACCAGCUCACAGAUAGAUGUGGUACCAUGGCCCUCUGCAUGGCUCUAUGUAGAUUUUACCCAAACUCGAUGUUCUGGAUUCAG
Messenger RNA from Cooperia oncophora, 291 nucleotides. The record is from the annotation of a GenBank genome assembly. Lineage: Eukaryota; Metazoa; Nematoda; Chromadorea; Rhabditida; Trichostrongylidae.